Messenger RNA from Mesorhabditis spiculigera, 525 nucleotides. NCBI's taxonomy places the organism in Eukaryota, Metazoa, Nematoda, Chromadorea, Rhabditida, Rhabditidae. The record is from the annotation of a GenBank genome assembly.
AUGGCCAUCUACAGCAUCGCGCUCCUCGUCGCAGCCGGUCUGCAGUAUGCCACGGCGACGAGUUGUACGAGUCAGACGGCGUUCACGGGAUUCUGCUUCCUCGACGGAGCCGUCGGCGGUGUGUGCGGUACCGGCACAUGCGUCACGGCAUCAGAUGGGUCAUUGAACUGCUGCCCGGCCGGUCUCGUCGCCACCACGACGUCGACGCGUACGACCACGGUCGCCUGCGUCGACAAGGUGAACUCGAGGACCGGCGUCUCGGAUUGUCCGGCUAGGGUUGCAGCUGGGUAUUGCACUAGGAAGUACUACAAGGCGCUGAUGAAGAGCCAGUGCCGCCGUUCGUGCGGUUUCUGCUCGUCGUCGUCAUCGUACAGCUACACCGCGUCGUCAUCUACCUGCUACGACCGCACGAACGCUGCCACCGGCAUCUCCGACUGCACCCGUCUCUCCUACCUGUGCACCAACUCCAUCUACCGCGCGGUGAUGGCCGCCCAGUGCCCCCGCACCUGCGGCUAUUGCUCUGGC